CGGAGGCUACCCCUGUGCCGAUAUCCAGCAUGGACGAUUAUCCCAUGCAGGGCCUAUUGGCUCUAUCUGUUCUUAUGGGGCCCCUGUUCCGCAUCUUCUUUCCAUUGGGACUUGGGAGAAUCUGUACCUCUCGGAUGAUGCUGAAGUCAGGGAAGAUCAAGCCGGGCCCCACAAUUGAAGAACAGAAAGAAAAUGAUCCCCAGCUGGCAGAGAAAAAGAAAGAAAGAGAAGACAAGAAAAGACAGAAAGAAGAAGAACUGAAGAAGAAGCUGAAAGAAAAGAUGGAAAGAGAAUUAGAAGAAGAAAUGAAAAGUAUUCAAGACGAAGAAGAAGAUGAAGAGAAGGAUGAAGGGGAGAGAUUGCAACGGCGGCGACCCAUUGAUCAGCCCGAGAGUAGUCGUACCGGUGAGGUACGCCUGCCGUUGGUGCCCCCAUUGGAUUGGGCCAACCAGCACGGCUACUCCAGCGACCAACUUCAAGAAUCGGAAGAAGAAAGAGAUGUGUUCAUAGCCAAGCUAGGAACUAUUGCUGAUAAAGCAGAAAGGGAUUUGCUGCUGGAGGAAAAGAGAAACGAAUUGCAUACCAAAUUGCUCGCAGCACAGAGACAAGAAUUAGAGGAGAAAAAGAGGCUGCAGACAGAGGGUGAAAAGUUACAAACCGCGUUAGAAGCGCAAAAAGGAAAGGAAACGGCGGCAGACGAACAACUCACCCUUCUCAGAGAGUCUCUCCUCCAGACAAGGAAGGAGAUGGCAGCAAUGAAUCGGACGCUACAGAAGGUGGAAACUCACCAAACAGAGUUUGAAAACGUCUGGAAUACCUUUCUGCACAAGUCAGCACAAGAUGUGGACAGGCAUAUCCAAUCCUAUAUUGUAAAGCUAGAUGAGCACAUUACUACUACCUUCACACCGAAAGUAAUCGAAAGGAUAGUGAAAGGAGCUGGAGGUGGAGGAGGGGACGGCGGCGAUGAUGGAGAUGAUGGAGACAAGAAGAAGAAAGGAGUGCAGCGUGAAGAAGGAGAUGGGGGAAAGGUAAACAAGAUUCAGUUGAAAUUGCCAUGGACCUAUAACGGUAAAAAGGAAGAGAGCGUUUUGCACUGGAUUGCAGCGAUUGAGUCAUAUUGUUAUGGACAGCGAGUCCCAUACUGGUACAGAGUGCUUAUGGCCAGUUCCUGCAUGGCGGGAGAUGCAAUGAGUUUUGCGAUCUCUUUGCAGAAAGAAGCGGGAUGUGAGACGUUAGUGGAAUAUUCUCAGCGAACUCGUUUGGAGGAUUUCCUCAAAGCCGUCAGAGAACGGUUCGAGGACAAGAAUCUGGCCCGUCGAACAGAAAUGUUGGUGUUAAAUUUACCUGAAAGGAAGUGGAGAAGCACUUCAGCACUCAAGUCUACUAUGGAUGAACUGCUGCAGCAAAGCACUGAACAUGGCUUAACCCCCGCACAAAUUCUGAAUAGCUUUGCCCGUGCACUCCCUGAACCCCUUCGCUCUCAACUGUAUCCCCGAACAAAGGAAGAAGGAAUGACUUACGAGAAGUUCAGCAAGAUCGCAUUGGAUCAUGCUGGCUUCUUAACUGAGGCUAACUACUACCACUAUUGGAAAGAUCUGCAAGCGGGACGAAAGUGGCAAAAUCGUACUAUCUCAGGGUCAAUACCUGGGAAGGACAGCCUCCUCCUAACCUUUGAGGGAGGAGGCAUGGAAACCAUCCCUUGGGACCAAGUGGAUUACGGUCUCGAGGAACUCAACGAACCGGUAGUUCAGGAGGGGAGCUACGCGGCCGUUGCAGCCCGCGGGGGAGGGCGACAAGGUAAAGGGCGCGGCCGAGGAAAAGGAGGUCGUGGCCGUGGUGGAAGAGGCUCAGGCACCCAGAGGGGUAGUGGCGAAGGUAGCCACUACGUGGGAGGAAGGGGAAACGGUCCCUCGCAAGGUGGUCGUGGUACUUAUUCCACGUGGGGUAGAGGAAGAGGCGCAUGGUUUGGGAAGGGAUAAACCUUACCAGCCUCAUCCCGGUCUUCCCGAAGGCGAACCUUGGAAGAAACUGGGAAUAACUGAAAAAGUUUGGCAAGAUAGAAAGUUGUCGAUCAAUGCCUUAAAUGUGGGGACCCGACCACAUUGUUCCCUAUUGCCCCGACUAUAGGGGAGCACAACGGAACAGCCAGUAGAGGUUCCAGUUGCCUCUACCGGAGCUUCGAGUGCUGAAAAACCAGAAUCCUCCCACUCGAAGGCCUCAAUGGCAGAGAUUGAAGAGGAAGUAGUCAGUCCCCAUUUAGUGCCCUGCCCAGAGGUGGCUAGCGUAUGGAUCUCUCUAGAUGGAUCCCUCGCUGGCAUAGGUGAUGAGUUGGCCGCUCGUCGCCAACCUGGACUGAGAUGAAGAAAAAGAAAGGGCAGUUAAUCCUUGCAGAUCUUGAAAUAAAUAAAGUAAGAGUAGGUGGAAUGAUAGACAGUGGGUCUACACGCAGCUAUAUUAGUAAGAAGGGUUUGCAAAAACUCCGUCUUGGGCUAAAGGUUAAGAAUUUGAAUGAGCCCAUAGUAAGUAAAUUGGCUAAUAGCAG
This is a messenger RNA of Chara braunii, 2542 nucleotides long. The record is from the annotation of a GenBank genome assembly. NCBI's taxonomy places the organism in Eukaryota, Viridiplantae, Streptophyta, Charophyceae, Charales, Characeae.